UUUAAUGCUCUCACUGAUUAGUUUGUCUCUGCCUUUCCCCCCACAGGACCUGUAGAGAUUUAUCCCGAGUGCAGCGCGUAUUGACAGCAAGCGGGGCAAGCCAGGCCUGCAGGACACGGUGGGCUGCAUGCGACUCUCUCUUUAGCUCUUUCUGCCAAGAGACCCAGACACACCACACAAGUGCAACAUGGAUUUUGUGAUGAAGCAGGCUCUCGGGGGGGCCACCAAAGACAUGGGGAAGAUGCUGGGCAGUGAGGAGGAGAAGGACCCGGACGCCCAGAAGAAGGAGGAGGAGCGGCAGGAGGCCCUGCGGCAGCAGGAGGAGGAGAGGAAGGCCAAGCACGCCCGCAUGGAGGCCGAGAGGGAGAAAGUACGGCAGACCAUCCGAGACAAAUACGGGCUGAAGAAGAAGGAGGAGAAGGAGGCGGAGGAGAAGGCGGCCAUGGAGCAGGCGUGCGAGGGCUCUCUGACGCGCCAGAAGAAGGCCGUCCCCCCCGGCUGUGGCGACGAUGACGAUGAGGACGACGAGAGCAUCCUGGACACCGUCCUCAAGUUCCUCCCCGGGCCGCUGCAGGACAUGUUCAAGAAGUAAUGCUCGCUGCAGGCUGCACUCAAGGGGUGCCUUUCUCGAAAGCGUAGUUGUUAGCAGUUAGCAACUUGGGUAGUUACCAAUGGGAAGUUGCAUUGCAAACAACAAAGUAGCUAACGUAGUUUUAGCAACUUUGGUUUCGAGAAAUGCACCCCAGACUAGU
Engraulis encrasicolus (European anchovy) is the source of this 752-nucleotide messenger RNA. It is a transcript of the gene cplx2b, whose product is annotated as complexin 2b. Bases 188 to 592 code for a protein of 134 amino acids. The record is from RefSeq and is a predicted model, not a curated record. Gene Ontology annotation, molecular function: syntaxin binding. Lineage: Eukaryota; Metazoa; Chordata; Actinopteri; Clupeiformes; Engraulidae. Gene Ontology annotation, cellular component: SNARE complex; terminal bouton. Gene Ontology annotation, biological process: neurotransmitter transport; synaptic vesicle exocytosis; regulation of neurotransmitter secretion. The transcript has 3 exons.